UGUCUUGAAAAUGUAUAUUGGGCCAAGCGUGGAUGGUCCAUAUGCAGAAACACCUGCGAGAGCUGUGCUACUCCUUUGCGUAUGCAUCUUUCAUCUCUCUCUCUCUCUCUCUCUCUCUCUCUACAAUUUCACUGUCACACACACAGAUUUACUCCGAAGCUGAACGCUGCAGAAAAUGUUCAAAAAAUUUUCAUCUGAAGAUGUGUCUGCACAGAACCAAGUGAAGGCUUCUGUUCAACGAAAAAUACGGCAAAGUAUUGCAGAAGAGUAUCCAGGUCUUGAGCCAGUGUUGGAUGAUAUACUUCCUAAGAAGUCCCCUCUUAUAGUUGCUAAAUGUCAGAACCAUCUCAAUCUGGUUCUAGUGAACAACGUGCCUUUGUUUUUUAGUGUCCGUGAUGGACCAUACAUGCCCACUUUGCGGCUUCUCCAUCAAUAUCCAAAUAUAAUGAAGAAGUUACAAGUUGACCGUGGUGCAAUAAAGUUUGUCUUGGCGGGUGCAAACAUAAUGUGUCCUGGUCUUACAUCUCCUGGGGGUGCUUUAGAUGAGGAAGUAGGAGCAGAAAGUCCUGUGGCCAUCAUGGCUGAAGGAAAACAGCACGCCCUUGCUAUUGGCUUUACAAAAAUGUCAGCAAAAGACAUAAAAGCAAUCAACAAGGGAAUUGGAGUUGACAACUUACAUUAUCUCAAUGAUGGUCUUUGGAAGAUGGAGCGACUUGAUUGAAGAUAUUGCAAGAGUUGCAACCUGAUAAUGAUUGAUGAAUUCCUGUUUUCUGGACCUUGAUCCAGAUUUUAGAGAUCAUAUUCGAACUUGCUGAUCUAUUAUACCCAUGUAAACAGUAAAGAAAUGAAUUUUCUUGCACAGAGUGCUCUCUUUUAGUAACUAUGUAGAUUUCAUGUAACUUGUGGAAUACAUUGUGCGUGUCAACAAAUACAAAGUUUUGUUUAUUUCCGGACUCCAAUUGAAUGUUGGAACCAUGCACGUUAGUUUAUUCAAACUUUGGUGUGCCAUUUGAUCAUUUUGGCCUAUUACAGAAUUGUCUGAAGACCCUCAAACGAUUGGAACUGAUUUAAAGUACCUGUUUGAUUGG
Messenger RNA from Abrus precatorius (Indian licorice), 1088 nucleotides. Its product is annotated as malignant T-cell-amplified sequence 1 homolog. The record is from RefSeq and is a predicted model, not a curated record. Bases 176 to 721 code for a protein of 181 amino acids. The transcript has 8 exons. Gene Ontology annotation, biological process: formation of translation preinitiation complex. Gene Ontology annotation, molecular function: RNA binding. Lineage: Eukaryota; Viridiplantae; Streptophyta; Magnoliopsida; Fabales; Fabaceae.